Monoraphidium neglectum is the source of this 1242-nucleotide messenger RNA. RefSeq lists its product as hypothetical. NCBI's taxonomy places the organism in Eukaryota, Viridiplantae, Chlorophyta, Chlorophyceae, Sphaeropleales, Selenastraceae. The coding region runs from base 1 to 1242 and encodes 413 amino acids. The transcript is spliced from 7 exons. The record is from RefSeq and is a predicted model, not a curated record. Gene Ontology annotation, molecular function: hydrolase activity.
AUGCUGACCGCUCUCGCGCCCGCCAGCCUGCAGCGGCGCGUGGGCAGCAUGGACCUUCUCAACAUGGUCGUGCCCCUCGGCCUCCGCCCCGCCAGCAGCCUCGACGCCGCGACCGCCACCACGGUGCAGCGCCGCAACCUCCUCCAGACCGCGUACGCCACCGCGCCGGUCUUCCUGCUGACCGGGCUGCAGGGCGCCGCCGCCGUGCUCUGGCGGCUCGCGGGGCGCCCGCACCCGCACGACUGGACGCUGCCGGAGGAGCUGCUUAUCACGCUCAUGCGCACGCUGCUUGAAUACGGCGACAUCGCCGUGUGGCGGGGCUUCUUCAAGAACGUCAGCCGCCCCAUCAGCAUGCCGUCCGACCUGGUGAUGUCACCCGCGCCGCGGCCCGGCAGCAAGAGCCUGUGGUUUGCGCUGCGUCCGGAGCUGCGGGUGGUGGAGCCGAGGGGCAGCGUCAACAUCCUGUUCAUACACGGCGGCGCGUUCAUAUCCGGCUCGGCGCGGCAGUACCAGGCCACCUACUGCUUUUGGCUGAAGAAGCUCGCGCGCCGGGGCAUCGCCGCCAAGGUGCUCAGUGUCGGCUACCCCCUCGCGCCAGAGCACCCCUACCCAGCCGGGCGGGACGCGUGCGAGGAGGAGAUCAGAUGGAUCAUGUCCCGCGACUCGGGCGAGAUCGCCCCUGUGAUCGUCGGCGGCGACUCUGCGGGCGCCAACCUGGCGCUCUCCGCCCUCAGCCACAUGCGCGACACCGGCCGCCUCCCCAAGCCGCCGCUGGGCACGCUGCUGGUUUCGCCGUGCGUGGACCUGUCGCCCACGUGCAUCCUGUGCCGCGACAACGAGCCAGGGGCGGGGUCGCACGACUACCUGCCAAAGGAGAAGCUCAGCUUCGGGCUGCCCUUCUUCUAUGCAAAGGACCUGACGUCGCCCUACGUGUCCCCCACGCUGCUGGACUCCCUGGACGGCCUGGCCCAGCGCGACAUCCUGCUCAUCAGCGGCGGCGCAGAGCUGAUGCUCACCGACAUCCGGGUAUUCGCCAAGAAGCUGCAGGCCGCGUCUGACGCGUCCAUCGCAAACAGGGGCGCCGCCGGCUUCAGGCUGACGUACUGGGAGGAGCCCGGCCGCGUGCACAGCUGGCCCAUGCUGCCGCUGUCGCACCUGAAGGGCAAGCAGGAGCCGAUCUUCCAGUUUGUGGAGCGCGUCCUGGGGCUGCCCGCGCUGGAGCGCGGCGCGCCGCGCGCUUGA